Messenger RNA from Arachis duranensis, 1737 nucleotides. Its product is annotated as vestitone reductase. Gene Ontology annotation, molecular function: oxidoreductase activity, acting on the CH-OH group of donors, NAD or NADP as acceptor. The coding region runs from base 607 to 1599 and encodes 330 amino acids. The transcript has 4 exons. The record is from RefSeq and is a predicted model, not a curated record. Lineage: Eukaryota; Viridiplantae; Streptophyta; Magnoliopsida; Fabales; Fabaceae.
AAGGAAAGAAAACACAACAACGCCGAAGAGGAGAAGAGAAAUUUGGGGGAAAAUGGCAAGCCAACCUUGAUCACAUUGACUUGGUAAACUUGCUUCAUUUCUUAUGAAAUUUUAGUAUAUUGUUCUUGGUGUAGAGAUGAACAUUAGGAUAUAAUUUAUUUGUUGUAUUGCCUUCUCUUCUGCCUGAUUUGAGAUACCCACUUUUGUGGAGGGUUUAUGUUGAUUUCACCAGUUUUGGUGAUGUAUUUUGUUGAUUGUUGAGAUGCUCUAGUGUCACUAGGAAGACUGUUUGUGUACCCAUUAUUCUGAUGGUGGAAGAUUUUUUUUGGACUAGGUCCCGUGGGUUUUUUGUCCUUCUUUUGGGAGUUUUCCCACGUUAAAAUUCUGGUGUCUGAUUAUUUAAUUUUUGCCAUUAUAUUUUGCUGUUUGGAGUAUCUUUGGUGUUGCCCAUUUAAUUGCACAAGUUGUGGAAAAAUUAUUUUUGGUGCUUCCGUUCUUGGUUUAAACCUGUGUUGAGUUUUCCCAACAAAUAUAACAUUUUUCCUCUCUCUAUAUAUAUCCACUCUCGCUCUAAAUAUGUGACUGUGAGGAAACAAAGAAUUAAGAAUGGAAGAAAGCAAAGGAAGAGUGUGUGUUACAGGGGGAACAGGUUUCAUUGGUUCAUGGAUAAUCAAGAAGCUUCUUGAAGAUGGUUACUCUGUUAAUACAACUGUCAGAUCAACCCCAGAACACAAGAAAGAUGUUAGUUUCCUCACCAACUUACCCGGAUCAUCCCAGAGGCUUCGAAUUUUCAGUGCCAAUCUCAGCGAACCAUCGAGUUUCAACGCAGCCAUUGAAGGUUGCAUUGGAGUUUUCCAUGUUGCCACCCCAUAUGACUUUGAAGACAAAGAAUCAGAACAAGUAUUAACACAAAGAUCCAUUGAUGGUGCACUAGGAAUUUUGAAAGCAUGCCUAAAUUCCAAGACUGUGAAGCGAGUUGUUUAUACUUCAAGUGCCUCUGCUGUUAAUUCCAAUAACCAAGAACAUAACGAGGCGUUGGACGAAACUGUCUGGAGUGAUGUCGAUUUUAUCAGAGCUUCGAAGGCUCCGGCUUCGUCGUACGCAGUUUCGAAGACACUAACGGAGAAGGCAGUGCUGAAAUUCGGAGAAGAGAACGGAUUGGAGGUUGUGACAAUUGUUCCAACUUUUGUUUUUGGACCCUUCAUUUGUCCUAAGCUUCCCGGCUCUGUUAGUGCUUCAUUGUCUAUGGUAUUUGGUGAAAAAACACUAUUUGGUUUGAUGCUUGAGACACCUAUGGUGCAUGUGGAUGAUUUGGCAAGAGCACAUAUAUUUUUGCUUGAACAUCCAAAUCCUAUAGGGAGGUACAAUUGUUCAUGUUGCUUGGUCACUGCUGAAAGGAUAUCUCAGAUUGUUGCUACCAAAUAUCCCGAGCUUCGUGGCCGGAUACCAUCUCUAGACUGGUUCAAACAAAUUGAAGGUACCAGGAUGCCGAAUUUACCAUCAAAGAAGCUCAUCGAUGCUGGAUUCGUGUACAAAUAUGGACUUGAAGAAAUGGUUGAUGAUGCAAUUCAAUGCUGCAAGAACAAGGGUUACUUGUGACUUUUGUGAUGAUUGAAACUUAUUUAAUUAAAUAAUUUCAAGAUGGCUAUCAGUUUGUAAUGACUUGAAGUUGGAGUGAUAUGAAAGAAAUUAAUUAAAUAAGUUUCAAGAUAGCUAUGCUAAUGUUGGUUUAUGUAA